Otolemur garnettii (small-eared galago) is the source of this 1759-nucleotide messenger RNA. It is a transcript of the gene DNAJC21, whose product is annotated as DnaJ heat shock protein family (Hsp40) member C21. The coding region runs from base 197 to 1447 and encodes 416 amino acids. The record is from RefSeq and is a predicted model, not a curated record. The transcript has 11 exons. Gene Ontology annotation, cellular component: cytoplasm. NCBI's taxonomy places the organism in Eukaryota, Metazoa, Chordata, Mammalia, Primates, Galagidae. Gene Ontology annotation, molecular function: zinc ion binding; nucleic acid binding.
AGCAUAUGACGUGUUGAGUGACCCUCAGGAAAGAGCAUGGUAUGAUAAUCACAGAGAGGCUCUACUUAAAGGUGGGCUUGACGGAGAAUAUCAAGAUGACAGCUUAGAUUUGCUUCACUAUUUCACUGUCACCUGUUAUUCUGGCUAUGGAGAUGAUGAAAAGGGCUUCUACACAGUGUAUCGUAAUGUUUUUGAAAUGAUUGCAAAGGAAGAACUAGAAUCCAUAUUAGAGGAGGAUGUUGAGGAUUUCCCAACUUUUGGAGACUCCCAGAGUGACUAUGAUACGGUAGUCCAUCCUUUCUAUGCGUAUUGGCAGAGUUUCUGCACUCAGAAGAAUUUCUCCUGGAAGGAAGAGUAUGAUACACGACACGCUUCAAACCGCUGGGAAAAACGGGCCAUGGAGAAAGAAAACAAAAAGAUUAGGGACAAAGCAAGGAAAGAGAAGAACGAGCUGGUCCGUCAGCUGGUGGCCUUCAUUCGUAAAAGGGAUAAAAGAGUGCAGGCGCAUCGGAAACUUGUGGAAGAACAGAAUGCGGAGAAGGCGCGGAAGGCCCAGGAGAUGCGGCGGCAGCAGAAGCUGAAGCAGGCCAAACUGGCAGAGCAAUACAGAGAACAGAGCUGGAUGACUGUAGCUGAUUUGGAAAAGGAGCUCCGAGAGAUGGAGGCCCAGUACGAAAAGGAGUUUGGAGAUGGAUCGGAUGAAAAUGAAACGGAGGAACAUGAACUCAAAGAUGGACAGGAUGGGAAGGAGAGUGAUGAGGCCGAGGAUGCUGAGCUCUAUGACGACCUGUACUGCCCAGCAUGUGACAGAUCUUUCAAGACAGAAAAGGCCAUGAAGAAUCAUGAGAAGUCCAAGAAACAUCGGGAAAUGGUUGCCUUGUUAAAACAACAGUUGGAGGAGGAGGAAGAAAAUUUUUCAGGACCUCAAUUUGAUGAAAAUCCAUUGAAUGACAAUUCUGAGGAAGAAAUGGAAGAUGCACCAAAACAAAAGCUUUCUAAAAAGCAGAAGAAAAAGAAACAGAAGCCAGCCCAGGAUUAUGACGACAAUUUCAAUGAAAAUGGAACUGGAGAAAGAGUAAAAAUUGACCCAGAAGAUCCUAACUUAAAUCAAGACAAUGCCAAAGAAUUGGAAAACAGUUCCCAAGAAAAUGCUGGUGUCACAGAGACCGUUGAACCAUGUGAUGAUGCAAAAAGUGAAGCUAAGAGUGUUCCUAAACCCAAAGGAAAGAAAACCAAAGAUAUGAAGAAAACUGUCAAAGUACCUGCUGAACCACAGACGGUGACUGAUGUCCUUAUCAGCUGUACAACCUGCCAUAGUGAAUUUCCAUCUCGGAAUAAACUUUUUGAACAUCUGAAGGCCACAGGUCAUGCAAGAGCUCCGUCGUCAUCAUCUUUAAACAGUGUCACAAGUAGUCGAAGCAAGAAGGAAAAACGCAAAAACAGAUAGAAAUUCUGCCUGCACAUUUUCUUUACUAUCUGGAUUUUGAAACCAAAAAACUGAACUGAAAUCAUCCAAAAAGUUAAAAUUUCAGUGAUCUGCAAUUUAUUGCAUUGUGGAAGAUUAUUUUUUACUUAUAAAAGCAUUUUUUUUGUUUAAUAUAUAUUUUUUAAACAUUUCAUUAGUGAUUGAAUUCUACUUUUGCCAUCUGAAUUGACUUGAAUGUCAGAACAGGUAAAUAUUGUAAAGUGUGUAUUCUUGAUUGCUGCUGGUUCAUGUGGACAGAAAUGUACAGGGAGAAUUAAAUUAUUUUAACACAUA